AUGGUCACCGCCAAUCCGAGUUUGUCUUGGGAGCGCUUAAAUGAUGUGUUUUACAGACUUAGGACUUGUUACAAUUUGACAUGGGGUGAGGAAAUGAAUUUAGCCAAAUACAAUAUAUCCUUAGCACCAUUUUCCACAGCUAUAGCAUUAUAUCUGAAGGACCAUGAGUUAGGUUCUACGAAUGGGAAUAUCUACAAUGCAGUGAGCUUUAAUCAAUCAAAUUUAAAGAAUUUGGAAGUGUUUUCGGGAUCAGGAGAAAAAAUAUACAACAUUGUAUGGGACGAGAGUAAAAAUGGUAAGGUUGUACAGUUUGGCUGGUCCAGCAAAGAAUGUCUCAUUGUUGUUCUGGAAAAUGGGACCAUUAGAAACUAUUAUGAUUUUGAAAAUAAUUUUAAUGAAUUCAGUUUGGGGUUCGAAUCAGAAUCAAUCGGAGUCAGCGAUGUAAAGUUUUACAAUACUGGAUUCGUGGCGAGACUUCGAAAUAAUUCUUUCAUAUUUAUCAACAACCUAGAUAGCCCAUACCCACGAUUAUUGUCGUUUGAUAGCCCAGGAGAUGAAACUGGGAGUUCAAAAGACGCCGAUAUCUCAUGCUGGGAUAUUGUACCUCCAACUAGCAAAUAUAAUAAAAAUAUCGAGAUUCUUGUCGGAUUAGGUGAGAAGUUAUAUAAUCUUGAUGAUGUCUCAUUACGCGACAGUCUGCUCAUUGACGGACCUUACUCGUUUAUUUCCGUAUGCCCUAAUAACCAAUUAGUUGCGUUAUAUUCUACUACAACCAGGAAAGUCUACAUUGUAUCUAGCGAUUUCACAAGAACAUUGAACGCUUUUCAAUUGAGUGAAAAUGAAAAUAUAAAUGACUUAAAAUGGUGCGGGAAUGAUGUUGUGGUGAUUGUUUUGAAUAAUGAUGAGCUCAAAGUUAUUGGACCAGGAGAUGAUUAUUUAAGCUUUUAUUUCAACAGCAAUGUUUAUCUUUUCACAGAGUUUGAUGGCUUACGAAUUUUGAAUAAUGAGCGAUUAGAGUUUUUAAGCAGAAUACCACAGAAUACCGUUGACAUCUUUAAAAUCGGUUCAACUACCCCUUCCUCUAUUUUAUUGGACUCAAUUGACUUGAGAAAUUCCAAUAAUCCAACUGAUAAUAUUACAGCACUUGAGAAUAUUGCAAUUAUCAAAAACUCUUUGAAUGAUGCAAUCAAUAAUUGUAUCGGUGUUGCUACCGAAGAAUUCGAUCAAUAUUGGCAAAAAAAGUUACUUAAAGCAGCAUCUUUUGCUAAAUCACACAAGGAAUUUUAUAAUUCCCAGUAUAUGAUUGAAGUAAUUGAAAACUUGAAGAUAUUGAAUCAAAUAAGGUCAUACAAAAUUGGGAUGUUCUUGACAUACCAAGAGUUUGAAAAAACUGAUUUGAAUAUUCUUUUGAAUAACUUAUUGUUGAAAAGAAAGCACCACUUUCUCAGUAUCAGGAUCUCAGAGUAUCUUAAUUUACCAUUGGAUUUAAUUUACAUUGACUGGUGUUGUUCAAAAAUCAAAAAUUCAAAUGAGUUGAACGACGAUAGUUUAUUGGAGCAAUUAUUGAACAAAUUAACUAAAAUUAAAAAUAUUUCUUACGAAAAGGUUAGUAGGGUAGCAUAUCAAGAAGGCAGGUCUAAUCUAUCAAUAAUGUUGAUAAAUUAUGAGCCAAGCGCUAGUAAAAAAAUCCCAUUGUUGAUUGAAAUGGAAGAGGAUGAGCUAGCGGUUACCAAAGCUGAAGAAACUAUGAACUUCAAGGUAAUUGAAUAUGUGCUAUUUUUCUUACAGAACAAGUUAUCACUAAGUGACUUUUUGAAAAUUAUUAAUAACAAGAGAAUUGCUCUAGCUUAUUGGGAGAUCCUUAUGAAAUCGUUGAAUAACUGGUAUUUCUUGAAGAAUUAUUAUCUUAGUUUUGAUAGAAAGUUAACCAUUGCCAAUUUGAACUUGAUUCUUGGAUUGAUCGGGAAAACCGAGCAAGAUCUAAUUGCUAAUACAAACCUAUCUUCAGUGAAGUUGAAGAAUAUGUCUUCACCGCUUGAUGAUAUUAAACUGAUCAAUAGUUCCAAUAAUGUUGAAUUGACGGAUAUUAUGAUGAAAUUUGCGAAUAAAAAAAAACUGUUGACUAGUACCAUCAAGAUGUACGAAGAACUCAAGACCAGCAACAAAGAUUUUUCAGAUGAUUUGAAAUACUUGAAACAAGAAGUUAAAUUGGUUGAAACCCAAGAGUCAUUGCAAAAAACAUUCACGAAUUUGAAUUUCUUCGGCAAAUCUAUUAUUGAAACAUUGUGCUUGUUAAUUCUUAUCAAUAAUUAUGACAGCUCAUCAACUGAUUCCUCCAUUCCUUCAAGUUCGCUUGUCAACAAAAAGAUCAAGAAGAUAUUAAAAGACUUUAAGGUGAGUGAGAAAAGAUACUAUUUCCUUGUGAUUGAAAAAUUAAGCGAAUUUAAGAAAUGGACUGAGCUAUAUUCAUUUGCGAACUCGGGAAAAUCCCCUAUAGGAUAUGAACCAUUCUAUAAGAUUUGCAUCAAGUACAACGCGAUACGUCAAGCGGGUCUUUAUAUUGACUUGAUUGGUGGGUCAAUUAGAUACACGAAAAGAAUCAAAAUGUAUUUGCGAGUCGGAAACUUUAAGAGUGCCAGUGAAGAAGCAUUUAAAAAUAAGGAUUUAGUACAUUUGAAGGAAAUUUUCAAACUAUAUAAAGCAACAUCACAUCCCAAUGCGGUGGUGACCCAACUGAUCGAAGGCUACAUUAGAAAGCUCAGUUAG
Molecule: messenger RNA, 2766 nt
Organism: Saccharomycopsis crataegensis
Lineage: Eukaryota; Fungi; Ascomycota; Saccharomycetes; Ascoideales; Saccharomycopsidaceae
Gene: VPS16
Product: tethering complex subunit VPS16
Exons: 2
Coding region: 1-2766 (921 amino acids)
Biological process (GO): endosomal transport; vacuole fusion, non-autophagic; intracellular protein transport
Cellular component (GO): lysosomal membrane; cytoplasm; HOPS complex
Molecular function (GO): actin binding
Source: RefSeq, a predicted model, not a curated record